AUGGAGGCAUACCCAUCAGACUUCACUGCGCACAACCUACCGUUCAUCGUCCUUUCAGGCCUAGCGACCAGCAAAGAGGCCGAUCCCCCUCCAUCGGUUCAGCAUGUGCUUCCUGGGCGCGCUGUCACAACUAUCAGCUCAGAUCUACCGCCAGCAGAAGGUGACCGGGCAAAUGAACUGCUCCAAGAGUUUCUGAGUGCAGACGGCACGAAUGCGCCGUGGAAUGGUCGCGACUUCAGUCGCCGAGGCAUCACGCAUGGCUUCAGAAUACGGAGUGUAGGAAGGAACUUCCAACUGCCCCCGAAAAAGGCAGAUGCGCCCUCAAACUCCGAGACAACCCCUCCAGGCAGUCCCACCAUCGCAGCCGCAACGUCCUGGGUCCUGCAUUCGCCCAUAUCUCCCCUCUCUCCAGCGUCGCCCUCCUUCCCCGACGGCGUCAUCGCUCCUGCCUGGGUCGCCAAGCACCAGCACUACGUCCCUUCCGUAUUCGUCUCCUUCUUCAACUUCACCACAGACCCCAUCACGAACAGCUUGCACGAUAAUCAGCUGAAGACGGACAUCAACAAGAUCAAGAGCCAGAUACAAAAGUCAGACUACCGAACUAGAUACGUUGUGGUAUUGCUGAGUGACAAGACUAUAAUCGAGGCACCGGACAUUGAAGAGCGACUGGCGACGAUACGGCGGGCUACAGGCUUGGAUCCAAAGAAUUCACUUUUCUUUCUGCCUCCAAGGACAUCCAAGGUCGAGCUGCAGGCAUUCGUCACUUCAAUCCUGGCCAUAUUACAGCCCGUCUGUGUCGAGUAUUACCGGGACCUCACAAAACAUGCGCGGAGGAAGAAGGGACGAGGCACAAUUCCCCCUCCCACAGCUCCGCCAACGCGUGGCACCUCCCAAACGCUGUCGUAUCCUGGGUGGGGUGUUCGCUAUGACUUCAAGCUUGGUAUCCUUGCCGAGUUUCGCCAGGAGAUGGAUGCUGCACAGCGACACUACGGGGCUGCUUUGGAGGCAUUGUUUGGUGCCGAGGGCCUGUUUGAAACAACGGCAAGCUGGUCUCCAAGAUGGGACGAGAUACGAUUGCUAGCAGAUAUCAUCGCACUACGACACAUUCGAUGUCAACUAUGGAACAAUUUCCCUACUUCCGCGGUCCAGUCUUGGUUACGAUACAAGUGGAGAUUACAAGACGUGCUCGAUCGCCGGGGCAAGGGUACUAACAACUAUGGGUGGCAGGCUUGGGAAUCUACAUGGGCCCAAGUGAUGGCUGAGACGGUACGACGAACAGAAUUGCCAGUCUUCAAGAUACGAGAUCCUGUCCCGGACACAGAUCCCUUGCCAGACAUCCCAAACUCGCUAUACUCUCAGCCCGAGAAACAGUUCCCAGUAGGAGAAAGACUACCACCAUGGGAACUGUUACAUCAUGCCGGAUAUUGGCACAAGAUUGCCAGUGACCACGCAAAGAGGCGCUACAUUCUUGCCAGAGAGAUGCCAGAGGAAGACCGAACACCACCAGGCAUGUCUCCAGCCGCCAAGGUGUCGGCUCGGAAUCAGAUUUAUGAUCACUACCUCGUUCCGCAACCUCACGAGGAGUAUCCUAUACCUGGCAUCGGCAACGGAUUCGAGCACUGGAAAGACAUCUCAUCCAAGCUUAAUGCCGCGAUAGCUGAGUUUAGAGCUCGGGGACAACACCGGAAAGUAGAUCAGUUGCAACUCGAGGUGGCUCGAACAUUGCUACACGUGAAAAGAUUUGACGAUGCUUUCAAAGUACUGCGAUCACUCUGGGAAACGAUGGCAUGGCGGAAAGAAGGAUGGUGGAGCUUAGCUUCGGAGGUAGUAUGGACUCUGCAUGAGUGCGCACUGCGAGUACAGAGCCGAGAAUCAUAUGUUGCAACGGAGUGGGAGCUGUAUAGUCAAACGAUCCCUGGCAAGACAAAAUACAAGUACGACUUGAUGACAUGUUUGGACGUCUUCUCGGAUGCGACUGCCGAGAAGGUGAGCGUGAGUCUAAAUGCCAAAGACCACAUAUCCUGCUUGUCGACGUCCUUCGCCUUUGCCGAAGCCGAAGGUAAUGUUGGCGAACCCCUUCAUGCACAACUCGCUAUCAGCUCCAAUGCUCGACCAGGCUCCGCCCCAAUCACGCUGUCUUUUCUCCAGUACCAGUUCAAUGGUGGUUUGGCUGAAGUCCGCUUGAAUCACAACGCCGACGAACCCUCCGGAAGUACCUCAAUCAUGUACACCUGUACAUUAGAAGAGACGCACUCCGCUACCGGAAAACCACGCUGGGCCGGAACAGCUGAUCUCACGCUCCACCCGGGGCAGACCAAAGUGUACAGUCUCCCACUCAUUCUGCGCGAGUCUGGGGAUGUCGAUGUCGUCGCAUGCGUCUUCGGCGUCAGCACGGAAAAGUUUGAUCUCGUUUGCUCAGACACAGACCCAGAGACUCCAACUCAUCCAGUUUGGUGGAUCAAGUCAGACACAAAGAUCAAAUCAAGAUCAUUGAAGCAUGGAUCUGGUAUGUCGGUGCACAUACUACCGAAGCCGCCAAAGAUGGAAAUCAACCUACCGGACGUUCGCAACCAGUACUACACAGAUGAGUCCGUGACGCUGGCAAUAGAGAUUAUGAACCAAGAAGAAGAGGACACUGAAGCUGUCCUUGAGGUGCGAUUACUGGGCCGCUCCAAAGAUACGCUGAGCUACACCUGGGUCGAGCGUCCGGCAGAGUCACCCAUGAAGGAAGUUCCGCCAGCACUUGACGGGUCAACGGAUGUAGACCUCCCAGGCCAUGUAGUAGGGAAGCUGGCCCAAGGUGCAAGAACAACAGAGAGAAUCCGCUUCACUGCACCCGCAGAUCCAGCAGACUACGCCUUGGAAGUCAAGGUACUAUACCACCUCCUCAGCGACCGCGACAUACCCAUCUCCAAGAUCAUGGUCGCCGAUCUCGUCUUCAACGCACCCUUCGAAGCGAGCUACGACCUCAUGGCACGUGUGCACCCCGACCCAUGGCCCAGCUACUUCGAGCUCCAAGAGGCCGAAAGCAACGUCAACCCCGAAUCACCCGAUGCAUUCGGCAUAGCACAGAAAUGGGGCCUACGAGCCAAAGUCGCAUCCUUCGCCGACGAACAGCUCGUCGUCAGCGACCUAGCCGUCCAAGUCCACAGCAUCCACGGCGGGGCAACAUGUGACGUCACCAAAGAAUUCACCAUUGCAGAAACCCCCAUGGAACCCCAGGUCCUGAGCGAAUGGGGCUUCAGCCUGGAUAUCCGGAAGAACAACCUGGAAGAACGACGUUCCACCGCCCUCGACACAACUCUCAACAUAACAUGGAAGCGCACCUCCGACCCCAACGCUUCCCCAGUAACAUCCUCCCUCCCCAUCCCCCGCAUCCAAAUCCCCUCCUCCGAACCCCGCGUCCUGGCUUCCCACCACCUCUCCCCCACGACCCCUUCUCUCAUCCACCUCGACUACGUCCUCGAGAACCCCACCAUGCAUUUCCUCACUUUCGAGCUCGCCAUGGAAGCCAGCGAGGAUUUUGGUUUCAGUGGACCUAAACUACGGACGUUGCAUCUGCUGCCUAUGAGUCGGCAGACGGUCAGGUAUAAUCUGCUGUCGAAUGUAGAGGGGGAUUGGAUUAUGCCGAAUCUGAAGGUUACGGAUCGGUACUUUAAUAAGACGUUGAAGGUGCAGGGGACGGAGGGGAUGAGGGUGGAUAAGAAGGGCGUGGGGAUUUGGGUGCCGGCUGAUGAUGGAGAGGCGGAGCAAGAAGUGGGGGAAGGGAACGUAGAGUAG
Messenger RNA from Alternaria infectoria, 3780 nucleotides. RefSeq lists its product as uncharacterized. Lineage: Eukaryota; Fungi; Ascomycota; Dothideomycetes; Pleosporales; Pleosporaceae. The record is from RefSeq and is a predicted model, not a curated record. The coding region runs from base 1 to 3780 and encodes 1259 amino acids. The transcript is spliced from 4 exons.